This is a messenger RNA of Trypanosoma brucei brucei TREU927, 117 nucleotides long. RefSeq lists its product as hypothetical. The transcript has a single exon. The record is from RefSeq and is a predicted model, not a curated record. NCBI's taxonomy places the organism in Eukaryota, Euglenozoa, Kinetoplastea, Trypanosomatida, Trypanosomatidae. The coding region runs from base 1 to 117 and encodes 38 amino acids.
AUGUUCAUACCGAAAGAUGGGAGCACACACACACAUCGUAGACAAAAGUUGUGGAAAAUAUAUUUGUGUGUGUGUGUAUGUGUGUGGUCCGUUGCUGUUGCUGGAGCGUCGUGUUGA